This is a messenger RNA of Corylus avellana, 2211 nucleotides long. RefSeq names its product U-box domain-containing protein 35-like. NCBI's taxonomy places the organism in Eukaryota, Viridiplantae, Streptophyta, Magnoliopsida, Fagales, Betulaceae. Gene Ontology annotation, molecular function: ATP binding; protein kinase activity. Gene Ontology annotation, biological process: protein phosphorylation. The record is from RefSeq and is a predicted model, not a curated record.
AUGGAUCUCUCUCGAGCAGCAUCAUUGGUGGAAGAAGACGUGAGCACCACGAUGAUUGCCAUUGAUAAAGAUAAGAACAGCCAAUAUGCUGUGAAAUGGGCAGUCGACAACCUUUUGAGCGACAGUCAUAAUUGCAUUCUCAUCCAUGUUCGGAGCCAGUGCUUGCAUCCUAGAGAUUCGGAGGUUUCCCCUAAGGAGGGUCGCCCACCAACUGAAUCUGAGUUGCAACAGUUCUUCCUUCCCUAUCGUGGAUUCUGUGCUCGAAGAGGGAUUGAAGCAAAGGAGGUGAUCCUCCAUGACAUCGAUGUUCCAAGUGCAAUUAUUGAUUUUACUGCUACCAACUUCAUCAGCAACAUUGUUGUUGGUGCUUCCAGCCGAAAUGCUCUUACAAGAAAAUUCAGAAAUACAGAUAUUGCAUCUAGCUUACUCAAAUUUGCACCAGAAUCUUGUGCGGUAUAUGUCAUAUCAAAAGGAAAAGUUCAGACCAUUCGUCCAGCAGGUCCACCUCAAACACCUAUUGGUGCAGUAGCAGCUAGUUCGGGGCACCGUUCCCAGAAGGGACUUGCUCAUACUCUUCGUCCUAUUCAUGACCCUGAAGAUCCAAACAGAACUUCUGUUGUCCGUGGGGGUUGGAGAAGCAUGGGCUCUGAAAGAAGUAGUGAUGCCUUGCAGAUGACGCCACUCAACAACUUCGGCUCUACCAGCAGGGCUAAUUCACCGGCGCUAUCGUUUGACAGUUUCAUAUCAGGGAAUUCAUCCCAAGGAAAUAGUGAUUCUAGCUUCCGAUCAAACUCCUCCGAAAAUUUAGAAUCCGUCAUGGAUAGUCCCAGGAGCUCUGGCUCCUCACAUGCCUCAAGAGUUCUAGAGGCUGAGAUGAGGAGACUAAGGCUUGAAUUGAAGCAGACUAUGGACAUGUAUAACUCAGCUUGCAAAGAGGCUAUUUCAGCCAGACACAGAACAAGAGAACUUCAACAAUGGAAGACAGAAGAAGAACGUAAAUUCGAGCAAGCCAAGCUUGCUGAAGAGGCUGCAUUGGCUUUAGCAGAAGUGGAAAGGCAUAAGACGAAGACUGCCAUGGAAGCAGCCCAGAUGCAACAACGACUGGCAGAAAUGGAGUCACAAAAGAGAAAAAGCGCAGAAAUAAAGGCCAUACAGGAGGCAAAAGAGAAGAAGAAAGCAAUGGAAGCACUGUCACGCGGCCUUAUCAAAUAUAGAAGAUACACUAUCGAAGAGAUUGAAGUUGCAACCGAUCAUUUCAAUACUUUGCUCAAGAUUGGUGAAGGUGGAUAUGGACCUGUCUAUAAAGGCUUCCUUGGUCAUACUCCUGUCGCCAUCAAGAUCUUGAGGCCAGACUUAUCACAGGGGCAGAAACAAUUCCAACAGGAGGUUGAAGUUCUAAGUUCCAUGAGACACCCUCACAUGGUUUUGCUUCUAGGCGCCUGCCCAGAGUACGGCUGCCUUGUGUAUGAGUUCAUGGACAACGGCAGUUUAGAAGACCGGCUCUUCCGGAAAGACAACACUCCUCCAAUGCCAUGGGAAUCCCGUUUCAGAAUAGCAGCUGAAAUAGCCACUGCUCUUCUUUUUCUCCACCAAACAAAACCAGAGCCCCUCGUGCACCGCGAUUUAAAGCCAGCAAACAUUCUAUUAGACCAAAUGUACCUGAGCAAGAUCAGCGACGUCGGUUUAGCCAGGCUGGUUCCGCCGUCUUUAGCCGAUAGUGUCACUCAAUAUCACAUGACUGCAGCAGCCGGCACCUUCUGCUACAUUGACCCCGAGUAUCAGCAAACGGGAUUAUUGGGUGUGAAAUCAGAUAUUUAUUCAUUGGGUGUAAUGCUGCUACAAAUCAUUACAGCAAGGCCUCCAAUUGGAUUAUCCCACCAUGUUGAGGAGGCCAUCAAGGAAGGAACUUUUGCAAAGAUUCUUGAUCCAACGGUGAUUGAUUGGCCUGUCGAAGAGGCUUUGUCACUUGCUAAAAUUGCUCUCAAGUGCUGUGAGUUAAGGAAGAGAGAUAGACCAAAUCUUGCCACAGAUUUGUUACCAGAGCUUAACCGAUUAAGGGAUGUUGGAUUGGUUCAUGGGACAACAAAGAUUCCCAAGAUUCUCGAAGUUCAACGCCCUUAUAAUUCUAGUCCCGAAGUUGUAUCCACUGUGGAUCAAGAGGGACCACACGAUUCUAAUGAGGAAAUAGCCCCCGAAAGUAGAUCAGUAUGA